Molecule: messenger RNA, 548 nt
Organism: Entamoeba histolytica HM-1:IMSS
Lineage: Eukaryota; Evosea; Mastigamoebida; Endamoebidae
Exons: 1
Coding region: 1-528 (175 amino acids)
Cellular component (GO): cytosol; nascent polypeptide-associated complex
Source: RefSeq, a predicted model, not a curated record
AUGCCAAAGACUAACAAAACAAGUAGACAAGUUGUUUUAAAUAAUGCUUAUGCUCCAUCAACAGCUUCAAGUAAAAAGAUUACAAUUAAUGGUAAAACAGUUACUGUAUCAGCCAAUACUCAAGUAGGUAAGUCAGCUCCAAGAAUGAAAGGAAAGGUUGAACAUAAAGGAGCUGCUGCUGAAACUAAGAAACUUGAAGCUGCUAUUAAAACAUUGAGAGGUCAACAAAUUGGAGGAAUUGAUGAAUGUGAAAUGAUUCAAAAGAAAGAUGGACAAUAUAAAAUUACUAAUUGGAAAAGUCCAAAGAUUAUGUGUACUAAUGAAGGUGGAGUUUUCUUUGUUACUGGUGCUAAUAAAGUAGAAGAAAUGACUGAAGAACAAUUUAAUAAAGCUGCACAAGCUCAAAUUGAAGAAAUUACUAAACAAUUUGCUGCUCCUGCUUCAACUGAAGAAAAGAAAGAAGAAGAAGUUAAAGAAGAAAAGAAGGAAGAAGCAACUCCAGCUGAAACCGAAGAAAAGAAAGAAUAAAUGAAUUAUUUCCUUUUGUU